UAAUGGAUAGCCUUUUAAUGGAUAAGGUGAUCUCGCAGUCACAGUCUCCUUCCCUGAAACAUCAGAACUUCGAGAGUUACUGACCUCACUUAUCACUGCUACUGAAAGUCAUGCUCUCUCUCCCAUUCCCAAAACCAUCUUCACUGUGUUUCUCUCUUUCCCAUGAACUCUACAAACACCACAGCCACUCCCGAUCUCAAUUGAGCAGAUUCAAAACUAAAGCCAUACAGAUCUCCAUCCCACCCAAGGAAUCUGACGCCCCAACCGUUAAAACCACCGGAGUCGUCAUCGUCGGGGCAGGGCUCGCCGGUUUAGCCGCUGCAACUCGGCUGAAUUCAGAGGACAUCCCCUUCAUCCUUGUGGAAGCUUCAGAUGCCGUCGGAGGCCGUGUCCGAACUGACGUCGUUGACGGGUUUUUACUGGACCGAGGGUUUCAGAUCUUCAUCACCGCUUACCCUGAAGCCCAGAAAAUCCUAGACUACGAAACCUUAGAUCUCCAGAAAUUCUACUCUGGCGCUCUUGUCUAUUACGACGGCCAAUUCCACACUGUCGCGGAUCCGCUGCGACAUUUUCCAGAAGCGUUACAGAGCUUGGCGAACCCAAUCGGAACAGUCCUCGACAAAUUGCUCAUCGGAUUGAAGAGAAUUCAAGUACUCGGUAGAUCCGAGGAAGAGAUAUUCUCGGCAGAUGAGGUUCCGAUCAUUGAUUUACUCAAGAAGACGGGGUUUUCUGAUUCUAUCAUCGACCGCUUCUUCCGGCCGUUCUUUGGAGGGAUCUUUUUUGAUACAGAGCUAGAGACAACGUCUAGAUUAUUCGAUUUCAUCUUCAAAUGUCUUGCUUUAGGCAAUAAUACGCUUCCCGCUAGAGGAAUCGCUGCGAUUCCCGAACAAAUUGCAGCGAAGCUUCCCCCUGGUUCGAUUUCUUUGAAUUCAAGGGUCGUUACGAUCGACUUCAACAGAUCAGAGUCAAAGCCACCAACCGUGAAGCUACAGAGCGGGGAGAUCUUGAGGAGCGAGCUAGGAGUGAUUGUUGCUGUAGAAGAACCAGAAGCCAAUAAGCUUUUGGCGGGAAAGCUUACGGUCGAACUGACGGGUAGCCGGCCCGCCCGGAGCACCGUAUGCUUGUAUUUCUCAGCGGAGCAGGCUCCGGUUCGAGAACCGGUUCUAUUUCUUAAUGGUUCAGGCAAGGGGAUCGUCAAUAACAUGUUUUUCGCGACCAAUGUGGCUUCGUCCUAUGGUCCAGGGGAGACGUUAGUAUCAGUCUCGGUUAUCGGGAUGUGUGAGGGUGUUUCGGAUGAUGAUUUGACGGCUAAGGUGGUCCGGGAACUCUCAGGUUGGUUUGGGAGUUCCACCGUCGAGUCGUGGAAGCAUUUGAGAACGUAUCGUAUCGGAUUCGCACAACCAAACCAAAGCCCACCAACGAAUCUGAAGAAAGACCCAAAGAUUGGGUCAGGGGUGUAUGUGUGUGGCGAUCACCUCACCUCGGCCACCUUUGAUGGGGCUUUGGUUUCAGGAAGGAGAGCAGCUGAGGCUUUACUGAAGGAUAGAGCAUUGGUUGCAGUGUGAGAUUGAUUAAUCCUUUCUCUUCUAUUCCCACUUGGAUUCUUUAUUUUCCUACUCAAAUCCAAAGAAUUUGGCUGAGAACCAAGUAAAAUUUAAAGAAUAUGUGGGUUCCAUUC
Molecule: messenger RNA, 1678 nt
Organism: Macadamia integrifolia
Lineage: Eukaryota; Viridiplantae; Streptophyta; Magnoliopsida; Proteales; Proteaceae
Product: 15-cis-phytoene desaturase, chloroplastic/chromoplastic
Exons: 1
Coding region: 111-1565 (484 amino acids)
Molecular function (GO): oxidoreductase activity
Source: RefSeq, a predicted model, not a curated record